This is a messenger RNA of Danaus chrysippus (African queen), 1728 nucleotides long. Lineage: Eukaryota; Metazoa; Arthropoda; Insecta; Lepidoptera; Nymphalidae. The record is from the annotation of a GenBank genome assembly.
AUGGCUAAAGACGAUAACAGAAGCGCAGCAGGUCUUAGACGCUCAGCUAUUGCUGAAAGAUUACGUCUUCGAGAAGAAUGGUCAGCGUUAAAGGAGAUUGACAAUACGAUAAAUCAAGUUCCAAUACAAAGAAACAUUACCAAGAAGCAGCAUGGAAAUUUAGUUAUUCGGUUUCCUAAAACGGGACUAAAUAGUAGAAGUGCAUCAAAAAAACACACUCCGAGACAUGAUCGAGCAAGCAAUAAGACGAGUGAAAUACUCCGAGGAUUGGUCGUACAUGUGGAUAUUGGUUCGGAAUCUAAAGCAUUAGCCUUAAGAGCAGCCCUAAUGGCUUUAGGAGCUUCUGUGGUGCCACAGUGGAGUAAUCUCGUCACACAUUUAGUUUGGUCCGAAGGUGGUUCCCGAGAUGUCAGGUCUAAAGCUCGUUUAUUAGCUUGUAAGCUAGUUUCUCCGUUGUGGGUUGAAGCUUGUGCAGCUGCUAAUAGGCGAUUACCAGAAGGACUAUUCCCCGCUGCAAGUAGACCAUCAGAUCUUCCUUCACCGAAUAGUCUUAAACGGAUGCUGAAAAGAUUUGAACUGGAAAAUAUAACGCUGGGACAGUUAUCAGAUUCUGCAAGUAGUGAUAAUAAUGGACGUCUCAGAAUAUCAAGCGACAGUGACACUAACAACAAGUCUGAAGAUAGAUCUAAAGAUAAAACUGAAGAUUCAUCCUCUAGGAGUCCCGAUGUAGCUGUCCGUGUAAACACAGCUCCCCGUAGAGUCCUGCCUCUAUCACCACAGAACCCAACGCUACAUACAAGAUGCAAGAGGAAGUUGUUCACACACAAGGAGGCAGACACACAGACAGGAUCUGAUACUGAUAUAGAGCAAACACCGAUCAAACAGAAAACUCCAAAAAAACCACAAGCAAGGAGGCAGAUAGACAAACAGCUUUUGAGAAAAAUAAUUGGAACAGAAAAUAUACUGUAUGGAAGAAAAGAAAAAGAUAACGUAGAUAAAAGAUUGAGAUUUGUGUUAACCGGUAUGUCAAGACAGGAACGGCAAGAAGUUGUCACAAUCAUCAAAAAAUUCAACGAUGUGAUGUUAAUGUUUCCUUUCCUCGACCAAAAUUCACAAGAAUGUGAUAAUAAAGUUAAAAUUGAUAAGCCGAGGACAAUCAACACACUGCUGGGUGCAGUGAGAGGUUGUAGAGUGUUGUACUCAAAGUGGGUGUUUGAUAGUAUGAAAGAAAACAGAUGGAUACAUCACUUUGGAUAUGAAGUUAAACAUUUGAAGAAAAUAUAUGAGAAAGCAAGAGCGGAGCGAUCGGCACUACAGAAAAAUAAAUCGGAAUACGCUUACAAUGUUUUCAACGGAAUUAAAAUACGCAUCACAAAUAACGCACAACACAAGGACGCCAUUACACAACUUGUGACACUUUGUGGCGCGAAAAUAGUGAAUGGCGGGGAAUGUGACAUAACGAUAGGAAUAAACAAUGGAGAAAUAUGUUCUAAAUGGAUAUUUGAUAGCAUCGCGGCCGCGAGACUUAGAACGACUAGGCUGAACGACCGGCCGUGUAACGGGACCCGCGCGCCUCGGAUGCUGAAUGUAGCGGUCUCCGAAGGCCGGGCCCGUUUGGAUAGGCCGGGACUGGUGCAAUAUCGCUCCGAACCGAAUAUAGCGCCAGUCACCGCCCAGCCACCCGGGCCUCUUGGACAAAGCGCCGCACCCAGUGACUUCUUAUUGUGA